Molecule: messenger RNA, 4401 nt
Organism: Cryptotermes secundus
Lineage: Eukaryota; Metazoa; Arthropoda; Insecta; Blattodea; Kalotermitidae
Product: RUN domain-containing protein 1
Exons: 13
Coding region: 213-1901 (562 amino acids)
Source: RefSeq, a predicted model, not a curated record
GCGGUACAUACACAGUGUCACUCUUACGCGCUCUAUGUAUCGUUGAAGAAUUGCACGGUAUGCUGGAAAUGCGAUUUAAUCGAUAUGAUAUCAGAAAUGUAUUGUUGGGCAUGUUGCUAAGGAACAGAUGGUAUAUCUUGAUUGAUUUUGGUGUUACUGGAAGUUAGUGUGGAAAGACAUUCGAUCCGUGUGUGAUACAUAAUCUGUCAAAAAUGAUGGAAGAAAUUCAUAAUGCAACUGAAAUUGAAGACUUCGAUUUUUAUGAUGAUAAGCCAGCUGGUGAGAGAUGGGCCCCAGUAGGUGCAAAUGAUUUGGAUGAUGAAACAGCGUGUGAUAUUCAGUAUAGCAGCCGUGGCAUUAGUGAAGCUGAAAGACUUCGGGAUCUUGAGGAACAGCAGGACAUGCUUAAUUCUUCUCUCAUUGCUCUGACUACACAUUUUGCACAGGUUCAGUUUCGACUGAGACAGAUAGUUGAUGCACCUCCAAGUGAAAAAGAAAACCUCUUGAAAGACUUGGAGGCAUUUGCUUUCAGAGGAAUACCAGAAUCACGUGAUGGAAAAAUCAAAGGCUUAAUGACACCAUCUUUAAAUCCUGAUGGAGAAGACUUAAAGGAGAAAAUGUUAACUCAGAGAGCUAAACAGAAAGAAUUAAUAUCACAUCUUAAAAGUCAAUUAGAAGAUCUUGAGAAAUAUGCAUAUGAGACAGGUGAAGCAGGAUUGCCUCAAAGUGUUGUAAUGGAAAGACAGAGGGUCAUAAUAGAUCAACUGAAAGGGAAAAUCAACUUGAAUGUAGAUGACAUGGAUAAAUUGACAGUGGAUGAUCUCCGAAGUCAAGUGGAUUAUGCAAUAAGUCAACUGGUUAACCCAUUGAAGAUGAAAGAGCACUUGGUAAUUCAGCUGAAAACUCAGAUUUCUGAUUUGGAACGAUUCAUAGAAUUUUUGCAAGGUGAAGGAACAUCAGAAAAGAAUAUUAAAAGUAAGGAAUGUACAUGUAACUGCCCUGUCCACGGUGAAUUAUCUUCCUUGUCAAGAAGGAGACUUCGUAACAGAAAUGAGGAUGAGAUCAGAGCAGAAACAAUAAACAUGUUGAAGAAAGCAGCUGCCCUGUUGCAGAUAUUUGAUGUUGCACAGUUUGGCUGUGGUAAUGAACAGUUCAAAAGGAAUGCUUUAAAAAAGACAAUGAAAGCAAAUCACUGGGGAGAUCUAAGAGCAAAUCUGGAACUAGCAGUGGAGCAUGUAAUAGAAUUAGCUUCAAAUCCUGAGAAUACUUUGGAUAAUGAUUACACGUCAGACUCUGAAGGUGCUCCUGUUGUGCUGUGUAAUGUGAAACUCACAUCAGCUGUAAGGAAACGGUUGGCUGUCAGUAUUCGGGAUUUAAUGCAGCAUGGGUUGAUGCCCGUUGGUCAGAGUGUUAGUGUUGUCCCAUUUAUUGGUUGUUUUCCACACAUUAAUACAUCUGGCAAAGGCAUGCAUGCCUGGGAAUUUAUUCUGAAGUAUUAUGAAUUGAAGAAUGGAGAGCAGUACAAUUCAACACCAGCCAGAAAACUAUCACAAAGUUUUAAUUUGGAUAUGGUAGGAGGGACAGCUAUUUCAAACAAACAGAAGUUGCUGAGUGUCAUAGGAAAUAUAGUUGAAACACAUGCGCUGUGCAAGAGGAGUUACGAUUCACAUUUUAAAGCUUUCAUCUGUGCAGCAUUGAAUUCAAAAAAGUUGGUUCCAUGGCUACGUUUAAUAUUUAGGUGCGAGACACUAUUGGAAAUCUAUUAUCAGUCAUGGAGUUAUGUUGCUAAAACAGGCUUUGAAGAUUGUUUCCAUAGUUUGGAAAAGUUAUCAGAGUUCAAAUUUGAAUUACCUGUGGAUCUGGCAGUUCUUCCGUUUCAAAAUAUCAGAGAUGCAUUCUAGCAGUCUCCUGCAGCUAGAUAUACCUGUUAUAUAGCAUGUAAUAUUAUUGCCUAAUAGUUAGCAUACAAUAAUACAUUUGACAUGAACAUGGCAAGAAUUUAUCUGCAUGUAGAAUUUUUUUUUUUUUUGAAUCUUAUUUUGAACCUUAUUUAAUAAAUUGCCUCUCCAGAAAACGAACUUUUAUUGGUAAUAUUUCCUCUAUGCAAUAUCUGUUCAUCAAAAUUAUUCAGUAUUAUUAUUUAUAUGUUGCUUUCUGCAACCAUGAUUAGUAUACAAAUAAAUGUAAUAGUGGUGAAGUGUCUUGGUAGCUUGUCCUAUGUGUGUGUCAUCCUUAUCAUUUCAUGGAAUAUGAUGUAGAAACUGAUGAAUCUUUGAUAGCUGAAUCAUAGUGGAAUAAGUUCAUGUCAUUUCUGGAGAAGGGUGGCACACAAAGUGUUCAUGUGCCCAAACUUCCUACCAGCCAGUGUAGGCUAACACCCUGCUGGACUGAUCUUAAAGAUAUAUUAAGCAUAACAAUAGUGGAACAGAUGUUCUAAAUUUUUGAUCUAGAAUAUACUGGUAUAAUGCUUAACAAAUAAGGAAGUUGAGGUUAGAUUUGAGGUUCUCACCGCAGUGGCUGUGUAGAGUGCUAUCUUCUUAGUGGGCCAGUGAAGGUCAACUUGUUGCCGGCUUAAUGCUGGUGUCUUGCUUGGAUUACUCUUUGACCUUGAAGGUGUAUGUGAUAUGUUCUACUGAAGCUGUUCCUGGCCAAAGCAGACAUUGAGAGUGUAUGUGGUAGCAUUAUUCUUGACCCCCCCACCUCCUCCUCAUUUCCUGCAUGUAAUGUCAUUUGCGAAGCCCAUAACAUACAGCAUCUGAAUGUAUAUUAGUCAGUCAAGAGUCUGUUUCCUCUCCAGUUUCCUCAGACAGUUUGAAGGCACACCAGUGAAGAGUUUUAAGUUACCUGGUGUGGCAACCCAGUGUGUGGAGUGCUUCUCUUUCAGCCUGUCAAUAAAAGGGGAAUUGAAAUUGCUAGUUUGGUACUGAUGAAUUAACUAAUUUCCUCUUUAGGGAAGGCAUCUGCAUCUUUAUUGUACUGUAUUAAAUCCCAUUGUGACCAGGGACCCAGAGCCCUGUUCCACUUGAGCAGGGCACAGAUUGCCUAGACCAGAUUCAGCACUACUCUUAAUGCCUCAAGGGCCUGCAAAACUGCCUGGUUAUGUGGGAAUGUAUAGAUUUGCUCACCUGUAUAGUUCCUUUCUAUACAGUCCCUUACAUAACGUAUGAUCAGAGAAAUGUUUGUCAGUACUGUGGCAUGUACACCAAUUGAAAUGAAUGGCCACCUUGUCUCACUUCACACCCGCCCACGUUCUGACACCUUCCAUCAGCUUCUCAUUCUUGUUGAAGCGCUGUGAUCAUAACCAUUUCUUCAGGUAGGUAAACAGGUGUUUGUUGUUUGAAGCAAGAUCAGGGCUGUAAGGGUGGUCAGUUCCCAGUUUAAAUGCUCCAGCAUUGCUCAAGUGUGAGCAGCUGUAUGCAGAUGCACAUUGUCAUGGAGGAGCACUACAUCGGAUGUCAGCAUUCCACGCCCUUUAUUCUGAAUGGCCCUAUGCAAUUUUUUUAGUGUUUCGCGAUACAAAAUGUGGCUGAGCUCACAGGCAUCAGACAAAAACUUAUUCCCAAAUAAGACAUGUGCCUCAUUUCCAGUAGUGACAACAUUGAGAAGUAGCUUAUUACGUGUAUGUAUGUAUUUUUUGUACAUAAUAAAUUUUGUUCUCAUUGCUUGUUUUCUUAACGGCUCACAGGAGGUUACUUUCCAAAUACCACUUGUCUAAGACUGGUGUAAAAUUGAAAUUUUUUUUUUUUAAUUUGUAUGUCUGUUUUGUUUUGUGAGAUCUGUGAAUAUGUUGGUUCAACUAUCUGAAUUCAACCUUGCCAUGAUGUUUCUCUGUAAACACUUAGAAGAUAUUGAGAAGACCUAUUGGACAUUUUGAUUUACUGUUGUUAGCAUUCUGGUAUAAAUACUGUCAAAUAUUGGCAAUGUUUUUAAGUCGUCCUCUCACAAUAUCUUGAGAUAUUACUCUUUUUUUUUACUAACAGUUCUUUUCUUUGUAUCUAGUCCUAUUAUUUACAAUAUGAAAAAGUUACGUUCUUUUACCAUCAAGUUUACACUGUAAAAAUAACUAUAAUUUCUGCUGUUCCAGUGUACACACUGUUCAGUGCUGUCACAUGAUGCAGAUUUGGUAACCGUACUGGAGAUGAAUGGCAUAUAUUUCAUGUACAUGGAUUUAUGAACUAUCUUAUUUUAUUUUUGUAAAAAAUCAUAUAUUUGGAUUAGUAUCACAUAGUUAUAUUUACAAAAAAGUUACAAAGAAGUAGGUAGUUUUUAACUUCAUGGUCCAGUUUAAGUCCAUGGAAUUUGUGCAGACUGAAUAGCUCAUUUAAAUUAUUUGUUAAAUUAAUUUAGAUCUGAUGGUGUUAAUGAUGCAAAUAAUCUUGAUAUAUAUAUAUAUAUAUCCCG